Messenger RNA from Cokeromyces recurvatus, 2341 nucleotides. Its product is annotated as transmembrane amino acid transporter protein-domain-containing protein. The transcript is spliced from 4 exons. Lineage: Eukaryota; Fungi; Mucoromycota; Mucoromycetes; Mucorales; Mucoraceae. Gene Ontology annotation, molecular function: amino acid transmembrane transporter activity. The coding region runs from base 47 to 2119 and encodes 690 amino acids. The record is from RefSeq and is a predicted model, not a curated record. Gene Ontology annotation, biological process: amino acid transmembrane transport.
UUUUUUUUUUUUUUUUUUCAAUUGUUAUUAUUAAAUUUAUAGAGUAAUGACUUCCCCAUUACCAGUAAAUGCAAAACAAGGGUAUAAGGAAGUAAGUUCAUAUAUUAAUGAAUCUUCUUUAUCAAGCUCAGUGGAUCGAGCUGCUUCAAUUGCUCGCUUAAGCACUACACCCAUUCCCAGAAUUUAUGGGUCUUCUCCUAAAAGUAUUCGUUCUCAUCAAAGCUAUGGUUCGGCAGAUAUAGAUAAUAUCUUAACAACGAAUAGUAACACUCUUAUUCGACCCUUAUCUACUGCUACUUUUAAUCCAGAAGAUCAUACAGUCAGUGUCGAUCUUCCUGAUAACAAAGUAGCCAAUAUUGUCAAACGACAUCUUGUUGAUUCAUCACCAUCCCCUUCUUUUCAUAGUACUUCUAUUCAUCAGUCUAUUACAAAUGAAGAAGACCAAGGUAAUAGUUCCAACUUAUGGAGUGUUCAUCAACUACCAGGUGGUGCUAUUACCCACGACAUUUAUAAAUGGGCUGAAGAUGUUGAGAAUGAACACAUGGCAAAGCGUCAACGAUCACAGUCCUUUUUUGUCCCUCGUAGUGGCCCUAUCGACCCUACUUUGGCUAGAUUAAAGGAUCCAGGAGGUUUUAGACGACAUUUUGUCGUUGACAGAGCUACACGACAAGGAAGAAAUCCUCCUCACUGGAUGACUCGAACAUUUGUUGACUUUUUGGCUCUUUAUGGCCAUUUUGGUGGUGAAGAUUUAAGUGAUGAUGAAGAAGAGGAAGAAGAUGAUGAUGAUGAUGAUUUAAUAGAGGAUGAAGAAGCAGGUGGUAUAAGAAGAAGAAAAAGAAGAAGUUCUUCUUCCGAAGGAGAAGAUGAGGAGUCACCCCUGAUUCGGAAAGCACAAGCGAAUGCUGUUCAAGGGACCGCAACGCCUGCAAAGGCUGUAUUCUUACUCUUAAAAUCAUUUGUUGGUACUGGUGUUAUGUUUUUACCUAAAGCUUUUUAUAAUGGUGGACUCUUGUUUUCUACAGGUUUAUUAGCAGCAAUAGCGAUUAUUUCAUUAUAUACAUUUUUACUAUUAGUUGAGACAAGGAAUAAAAUACCUGUUUCAUUUGGUGAUAUCGGUGGUGUCUUAUUUGGCAAAGGGAUGCGCUUUGCCGUAUUAUUUGCUAUUACAGUUUCUCAGAUCGGUUUUGUUUGUGCAUAUAUGGUAUUUGUAGCCCAAAAUGUACAAGCUCUAAUUGAGUCUGUAUCCCAAUGUGAUCUCAGAAUUUCUUUAUCCUAUCUUAUUCUUGCUCAGAUUCUUAUUUUCGUACCACUUGCAAUGAUUCGAAAGAUUCAAAAGUUAUCAUCCUUUGCUUUAAUUGCUGACCUCUUUAUAUUGAUUGGGCUAGUCUAUUUAUAUUAUUAUGAUUUCUUGACACUAUCUAGUCAGGGGAUCGCUGACGUGGAAUGGGUGAUCAAUUAUAAAUCAUUUCCAAUGUUUAUUGGUACUGCUGUAUUCACAUAUGAAGGAGUUGGUUUAGUGAUCCCUAUUACUGAAUCGAUGGCUGAACCGGAAAAGUUUCCAAAGGUCUUAUCAGGUACAAUGCUUUUUAUUACGGGUAUCUUUUUAUCGGUCGGAUUUAUUUCUUACUUGGCAUUUGGUAGUCAAGUACAGACAGUGAUUUUAUUAAAUAUGCCAGGUACAGCUAUCGUGAAUACAGUUCAAGGGUUAUAUGCAUUAGCUAUUUGUCUAUCUAUUCCUCUUCAAUUAUUCCCUGCUAUUCGUAUUGUCGAAAAUGGAUUAUUUACUCGUUCUGGAAAAUACAAUACAAUGGUGAAAUGGCAAAAGAACGUUUUUAGAUUUGUUGCAGUUUUAUUAUGUGCGAUUAUUGCUAUUGGAGGAUCUGGUGAUUUGGAUAAAUUUGUGUCCUUAGUUGGAUCCCUGUGUUGUGUACCUCUUUGUUUCUUAUUUCCUCCUCUUUUCCAUUUAAAAGCGAUUGCUAAAUCUUGGAGACAAAAGACAAUUGAUAUAGCCAUUAUUAUUUUUGGUAUCAUUUCAAUGACAUAUACCACAAGUAUUACUCUUGCUUUAUGGUCUAAAGAUUCAAAGGAUAGUGCGCCUAUCUCAAGAUGCCCUGCUUAAUAUCUAUAGUCAUACAUAAAAUACUCGCUCGCUCUCUCUUUAUUUAAUUUAUUAUUUUCUCUUGAAAGCAUACAAUUUAUCCAAAUUUCAUUUUGGCUAUAUAAAUCUAUCUUAUUAUUAUAAUAGACUUAUUUGUUCCAUAGUAGUACUAACCAUUCAUUUCAAAUAAACGAAAUGGCUGUUAUCAUUUGAAAGACAAUUAAAGAAAAAAAAAAAAAAGAA